Molecule: messenger RNA, 1896 nt
Organism: Miscanthus lutarioriparius
Lineage: Eukaryota; Viridiplantae; Streptophyta; Magnoliopsida; Poales; Poaceae
Source: the annotation of a GenBank genome assembly
AUGGGUAAAGAAAUCCCUGCUUCCAAGUUGGAUCUGGAGAUGUCGUCGAGCAGUGGAGCAGAGGAAACUCUUACCUCGCCAGCUGGACAGCAAGCAAAUGCUCCGGUAGCGACGACAACCAUGGACGCCAAGCUGACGGUGGCCACAGCCAGUGGCGAUGUCCAGCAGCUGAAGGAUCUGGUCAACAAGCAGGAAGAAGAUUCGACGAUGAUGGUGGUGGCGAUGGCGGGUUAUCCUCAUCCUCACAAGGGGAAUAUGGAUCCUCGCCUGCUAGCAUUGGCAUCCUCCGGCUCUCCUGAGGAACUGCAAACCCUUCUCAACGGGGAACACGGUCAAGCCUCUGGCUGCAGCGGCAACCACGGGAGCUUGCCAAUUCGGCGAGCUUCUGAUAAUGACACAGAAGCAAAUAAGUCGAUCUUGGAGGGGGUCACUGCAGAAGGUGACACUGCACUCCAUGUGGUGGCCGCAUGUGGUCAGGUCGAUGACUUCUUUACCCGCCGGUGGUGUUGGUUCCUAACCCGCUCUAAACGCCAUGCAUUGACCACCUAUGGCGACGGUGAUAAUUUCUUGCAGAGUGCUUGCAUCAUCUACGAGAAAGAGAAGCACCUCCUCUUUGUGCAAAACAACAAGGGCGACACCCCUCUCCACUGUGCUGCACGGGCCGGGAAAUCCAAAAUGGUCGCUCGCCUCAUUCAGCUCGCUGAAGGCGAGGAUAGGCUGAAGGAAUUUCUGCGGAAAGAAAACAAGCACAAGGAGACAGCCUUGAACGAGGCUGUUCGUGUUGGGAACAAGGACAUAGUCGUCCUGCUGAUGAUGAAGGACUCAGAAUUGGCCAGCUUUCCUGAAGAUGGCAGCGCAUCACCUAUGUACCUAGCCAUUGUGCUCAAACGGGAUGAAAUUGUGAAAACACUAUAUGAUAAGAGUAGUCAUGGAAUAAUGCUUUCCUUCUCCGGACCAAAUGGACAGAACGCAUUGCAUGCUGCCGUUCUCCGAUACCGAACCCGAGAUCUUGCGGAGUUGUUAAAAUGGAAUGAAACACACCUCUGCCCGCAAAAUAAGGACCUUGCCACACAAAGGGAUGAAAAUGGGAGUACGCCACUUCACUUUGCCGCAGCUAUAAAGCUUAUGAUUCAAUUUGGGCCAUCAAGAAUUUGUCGGCAAUUAUUGGAAGCUAAUCCAGAUGCCCUGUAUCAACCAGACCAUGCCGGAUUUUUCCCCAUUCACGUUGCUGCCUCUGUAGGUGCUUUCAGGAACGUUGACAUGUUUAUUAAAAAAUGCCCUGGUAGCGCCGGUCUGCGUGAUGCUAAGGGAAGGACAUUUCUUCAUGUUGCUGUUGAGAAAAAGAGUGUGAGCAUAAUCAGGGGUGCCUGCAGAAACCUAUCACUAUCAUGGAUUAUGAAUAUGGUAGACAAUGAUGGGAAUACUGCACUUCACCUUGCUGUCAAGGCUAAGAGCAUUCACAUGUUUUGUCCUCUAUUGGGGAACCCACAAGUAAACUUGAAUUUACCGAACAACAGAGGGGAGACUCCAUUGGAUAUUGCUCAAUAUAAUCUUCCCAAAACAGUAUUCUACAAUAUUCAAAGUAUUGAAGCACAAAUACACCUCACACUCACACAUGUCGGUGCUGUGAAGGGUAUCCAUCGCCAGGAUCACUUGCUGGAAGAUAACAUAACUCUGGGAGUAGUAAACGCAGCAUUUGAUGAAAGCAAAGAAACAGAGGUGCUGAAAGAGUCGACUGGAGCUCUGUGUAUUGGCUCAGUUCUAAUAGCAACCGUGACAUUUGGAGCAACUUUUGCUGUGCCUGGAGGUUACAUAGCUGAUGAUCACAGUAAUAAUGGAGGUACACCAGUACUUGCUCGAAGGCUCAAUAUGUUCUACUCCAACCGGAUUCUGUAA